Molecule: messenger RNA, 3253 nt
Organism: Sphaeramia orbicularis (orbiculate cardinalfish)
Lineage: Eukaryota; Metazoa; Chordata; Actinopteri; Kurtiformes; Apogonidae
Gene: rasip1
Product: Ras interacting protein 1
Exons: 16
Coding region: 137-3133 (998 amino acids)
Biological process (GO): negative regulation of Rho protein signal transduction; regulation of GTPase activity; signal transduction
Cellular component (GO): cell-cell junction
Molecular function (GO): GTPase binding
Source: RefSeq, a predicted model, not a curated record
GUAAAUUUGGAAAAUGGAAUUCAACUGUAGGGAGAAGGAAACACACAAAGUUAUUAGAUUACUUUAAGCUUCGCUUUCUAUUUCAGUGCUGAAGAAUAAUCACCGUAGACUAAAUACAGAUCAAAAGUUGCUGUGGAUGGAGGGGUCUGGCAGUCCUCGCUUCAGAAAGCUCCAUUUCCCAGUGGGUCUGUGGAUCAACUCUCCCAGAAAACAUUUUGCAAAACUUGGGGGUCGCUGGCCGAGUGCUAUCUCUGUCAAGUCGACCACCAGCUCUGACGCAGCCUCCCUCCACGAGGCCCCCUCUGCUCCUUCCUCUUCCCUUUCAAACUCCACCCCCUCGCUGGCUUCCCCUACCCCAUCCCCAUCUCCUUCCCCAGCCUUCCUCAGGCCACGGCCUGCUGGGCCCCAGUCCCGCACAAAGCGUCUUUCCCAUCUUUUCCUGCGGGGGCGCUCUAAUAGUGACCGGGACAGGGCGGUGGGGGAAAGGGAGAGAGAAGUUUGGGCCCACUCAGCUGCCCCUUCAUCCCACCACUACUUGCCCCCUGCUUCUUCCACUGCUCCAGGCCUGAUCAAGAUCUAUGGGGAUGCACUCUCCAGUGGAGCCAACUAUCGCUCCCUGUUGGCCAACAUUCACUCCACAGCCAGGCAGCUCAUCGCUCAGGUCAUCACUCGCUACACUGAAAGAGAGAGGGAGGAGACAGAUGACGCAGUUCUCCAGAAACACAGCCCCGAGGACUUCCUGUUGUGUGAUGUCAUUGGAAAGCCCAUCCAGCAGCCAGAUGGAGCUAUCAAGUGGGAGACAGAGUGCCGGAGAAGUGUGGCCCCAUGGGAAUGUCCCCUGUUGUUAGUGGACAUGUGGCGGCCUAAGGACGGAUUCGAGCGGCGCUUUGAAAUCCAAAGAAAGGAAGACUAUGAGAGAGAAGAGAGGGAGCGUGAAAAAGAACGAGAGAGGGAGGGAGAUAACUAUCAAGGUGUGCGCUGGCGGAGGAGCAGAAUGGCAUCAGGAGGUGGACCAGAGGAGAGUGAGCGUGGCCACCGUGGAAGGAACACAGAGCUCAGGAGAAGCAUCAGUGACAUGAACUUGAGUCUACGUCGUCGUCAAGGCAACCACGUCAGCAAUGAGCCACGUGGCUCUGCCAAUAGGGCUAACAACGGUGGAGGGGUGCAGGACAGGAAGACCAUUGUGAGCAUGAUCAGUCCACAGCCAGGAGAGGUUAGAGCAUCAAAAGCUGAAGCCAAGGUGGGAUGGACAAACCAGCCCACAGAAGAUGAGAAGGAUUACUCCAGCUGUGACCUGGAAGUGAUGUCACAGAGUUUAAUCCUUCCACCCACAGACCGGCCCUACUUCCUGUUGCUUCAGGGUUAUGAUCAGAGCAAGGAUUUUGUUUUGUACAUCAUGGCGGGACAUACGCAUGUGUUUGGGAGAAAACCAACAAUGAAGGAGAGAGAGAAGGACAGAGAGAGAGAGAGGAAGGGGAGGAGGCCUCUGAAGGUGGACACAUUUCUUUCUGCUCCUGACCUCUUGGCCAGACACUUAUUGGUCAGGAGAGACUCAGCUGUUCCCGAUACGCCCAGUGGACGAGCUCUGAUGCGGCCCUUUAGAGGAGGUGCAGUCACACACAACGGGGUGUGUGUUUACAGGGAGACAGUGUUAAAGCCUGGGGAUGUGAUCGGUCUUGGAAACCACUUCCUGUUCCUGUACCGUGACCCCCGUGUGUCUCCGGCUCCACCGCUGGCAUUGACAUUGCCAUGGCAGGCGGAUGCAUCCACCACCUGCUGCCCAUCAGGGCUGGUGGACAGACAGGAAGCACUUAGGCAGUACUUGGGAUCUACUGAGGCAAUUUUGAAGUUCCACCCUCGGCAUGCAGAUGCUCUGUUACAGGAGAUCAUUUCCAAAAAUUCCUCUCCAGACUCUGGGGGUGGGCCUUUAGCUCCUGCUUAUCUGCUGUCAAUCAUGAUAGAUCAUGCCUCCAAACACCUCGACCCUGCUCUCACACCUCAGAUACUACUCAAGGCAGCCAAUCUAAUUAAAGAAAUUGUCUGGGAUAACAUUAAGGAAUUUGGGGAUAAGCAUCCCACGCAAAAUUCCACAGAGCAAGAGGGUGAGAUUAGCACACCCAGUGUUCAGACACUCUCAUCUGACCUUCGACCUCUGAUGUUCUGGAUGUCAAAUGCCACAGAGCUCCUUAACUUCUUCCAGGUCAAGGUUGAAGUCAUGGAGAAAGAGUGGGAGUUUGAAGCCCCUGGGGACCCAGUUCUGACGGCUGACAUGGACACCUGCUCCGAGGCCUUGGCACAGCUGGAUGAUGUCAUUAUGCACACUUUUCAACAGUGUGUGUAUCACCUCACUAAGACCCUCUACUCCCUCCUUCCGGCUCUUCUGGAUACAAACCCAUUCUCCAGCGAUGAGAAGGAAAAAGAAAAGGAUGGAUCAAGGGGUGCCGAGGGUGAUGAAAAAAGAGGAGAGGAAGGAGAGGUGGAUGACGUGUCUGCCUUACCACCCAAAGUUGCUGGACUGGUAGAAGUGUAUCGCUGUUCUCUGAUGCUGUCACGGGAGGCGUGUCUGUCUCCACCACUCACGUCUCAAACCUUUGGCUACCUCUUCUUCUUCACAAACACCUCCUUGCUUAACACUCUCCUUGAAAGAGAUGGACUGUUUUCUUGGUCCAGAGCAGUGCAGAUCAGAACAAACUUGGACCUGGUUUUGGACUGGCUCCAGGGAGCAGGAUUAGGUGAUAUUGCCUCUGAGUUUAUGAAGAAGCUGUCAGUCACAGUCAACUUCCUGUGCAUUCCCAAGACCAGACUUAUCCAGUCAUCCUGGACCAGUCUGCAGGAGGACCAUGCCUUGUUAAGCCCGGCCCAGCUGCAUCACCUGCUCACCCAUUACAAACUGGGGCCGACCAGGGCACCUCCAGCAGCCUGGGCCCCUCUGCCAGGCACAGAGCUGAGCGGAGACAUCUUUGAGAGCUUCCUGGACCACCCUCCUCUUAUCCUCCCAAAUGAGACUCCACGCCUUGAUCUCUCCCAGCCAAUCCCAAGCCCAGAGCUCCAAAAGGAAGUGACACGUCUCCGUACCUUCUUGUGGGGACUUGACCAGGAUGAGCUCCCUGCCAAUCAGAGAACUCGGCUUUGAGAAAGCCCAUAUUUGUCUAUAUAUGAAUGGAGGAAAAGUGAUAUCAACAGCAAUGACUCUGUUUGUGAAUUGAAUUGUUUGUUAAAAAAAAGACAGAAUUCAGUUGAAAUGAGGCGAUAA